GAGCCCUUGUGAAGCCAGCGAUGACAAGUCUGAAUGGUCGCCAUGCUGAGAAAACCCUUGACAUGCCAAAGCCAUCAGCCCCGAAAGUGCAUGUGCAGAGAUCUGUGUCCCGAGACACCCUCGCUAUUCACUUCCUUGCGUCAGGGGAGGAGGAGGAGGAGGAGGAAGAGGAGUUCGGGGAGUACCUUGCAGAGGGGCUGGAUGACCGAAGCAUUGUGACAGGGCUUGAAGCCAAGGAGGACCUCUGCCUUGAGUCCGGGGCUGGCCAUGACCCCGCUGGCCAGGCUGUCUCGCCCGCCCUGGCUGGCAGAUGGUCCGAGUCCCAGGCCCCUGCCGCCUCACCUAUCUCCAGGAACACUGUCACGCUGUUGGAAUCCCCUCUUCCAACGGCGCGGGUAUUAAGCACAGUGCCAGCGGCCCUUUCCCCAGGGUCGUCUUCCUCGGGGCCCUUCGCCAGCUCUCCCAGCGUGUCGUCCCUUUCCGAGCAGAAGACCAGCUCCUCCUCCCCGCUGUCCUCGCCCUCCAGGUCUCCUGUGCUCUCAUCCAGUGCCUCGGCCUCUGCUCUUUCUAGUGCGAAGCCCUUCAUAAGCCUUGUGAAGUCCCUGUCCACCGAGGGGGAGCCGAAAGAGUCCCCAGCCCCGCCGCGGCACAGGCACUUGAUGAAGACACUGGUCAAGUCUCUGUCCACAGACACUUCCCGGCAGGAUUCGGAGGCUGUGUCCUCUAGGCCCCCUGACUCCAAGCUGCACUUGCACCUGUUCAAGCAGUUCACCCAGCCACGAAGCACAGGUGGAGAUUCCAAAACGGCCCCGUCCUCCCCUCUCACUUCUCCCAGCGAUACCCGCUCCUUUUUUAAAGUGCCCGAGAUGGAGGCGAAGAUCGAAGACACCAAGCGUCGCCUCUCGGAGGUCAUCUAUGAGCCUUUCCAGCUCCUCAGUAAGAUCAUGGGGGAGGAGGGUGGCAGCCACAGGCCCAAAGCCUUGUCCUCGAGCGCGUCGGAGCUCUCCAACCUGUCCAGCCUCAACGGGCACUUGGACAGCAGCCACAGCUAUAGCAUCAAGGAGGAGGAGUGUGACUCCGAGGGGGACGGCUACGUGAGCGACUCCAACGUCCCCAGAAGCGAUCUCCCGAGGCCCACUGACGAGCCCAUGAAAGAGGCGGAGCCAAGAGGCGCCCCGGCAAGUGGUCUGAAGGACUUGGGCCUGAAGACAGGCUCACUAGUCCUGGAGAAAUGUUCCCUGUCGGCCUUAGUAAGCAAAGAAGAUGAAGAGUUCUGUGAACUGUACACUGAGGACUUUGACGUGGACACGGAGGGGGAGAGCAGAGCUGACCAGCCCCCAGACACCCCUCUUCAGCCAGCAGUGCUCACGGAUGACGGUGUGGGCCUUGACAGUGACGACGAGGCGGAAUUGGCCGUGCGGCACCUGGAACUGCCUGUGAAGACACUGGGCUUCUUCGUGCUGUGUGUCUAUGCGUACCUCAUCCUCCCGCUACCCCUCUACGCAAGUGGGCUCUUCCUGGGAGUGGGCCUCGGGUUCAUGACUGCCGUCUGUGUGAUUUGGUUUUGUACACCACCAAGUGCUCAUAAAUAUCACAAGUUACAUAAAAGUCUGCAACCCUGCAAGACAAGAUCUCUGGACAUCAAAGAACCUGAAAUACUGAAGGGAUGGAUGAAUGAGAUUUGCAGCUAUGAUCCGGAAACUUACCACGCGACUUUGACACAUUCUAUCUUUGUUCGACUUGAGGGUGGAACCUUAAGACUUUCAAAACCUAAUAAAAAUGUAUCCCGGAGGGCUAGCUACAAUGAAACCAAGCCAGAGGUCACCUACGUCAGCCAGAAGAUCUAUGACCUCGCAGACAGCAAGAUUUAUCUUGUACCUAAGAGUUUGGCUCGAAAACGAAUCUGGAAUAAAAAGUACCCCAUAUGUAUUGAGCUCGGUCGACAGGAUGACUUCAUGUCAAAGGCUCAGGAUAAGGAGACUUCGGAAGAGAAGCCACCACCUGAGGGAAGCGAAGACCCUCAGAAGCCGCCCCCUCCUCAAGAGGGAACAAGAUCUGGCCAGCGAGAGCAGAUACUCUAUCUCUUUGGGCGGACCGGCCGAGAAAAAGAGGAGUGGUUUAGGAGAUUUAUCCUGGCGUCUAAGCUGAAGUCAGAAAUCAAGAGGCCGCCUGGCGUCUCUGGAAGUAAACCAGGACUCCUGCCCACGCACAGCCGCAGCAGCAGCAGGGGCAGCGUGGAGGAGGUCACGGCGCCACCCAAGCAGAAGGAGCUGAUGGGCAGCGUGCGGCAGAAGAUGCUUCUGGACUACAGUGUGUACAUGAGCCGCUGUGUCCCCCCAGAAGGCCGGAGUCCCCAGCAGAGCCCUGCACAGAGUGCAGAGAGUAGCCCCACGGCGGGGAAGAAGUUGCCAGUGGCUCUGCCCUCUGAGGAGGAAGAACAGGAAGCCUGGGUGAAUGCCUUGCUCGGAAGAAUAUUUUGGGACUUCUUGGGAGAGAAAUACUGGUCUGAUUUGGUGUCUAAGAAGAUCCAGAUGAAACUCAGCAAAAUAAAGCUCCCUUACUUCAUGAAUGAGCUCACCCUGACGGAACUGGACAUGGGGGUGGCUGUGCCAAAAAUCCUGCAGGCCUACAAGCCUUACGUGGAUCACCAAGGACUCUGGAUCGAUUUGGAAAUGUCCUACAAUGGGUCCUUUCUGAUGACUCUUGAGACCAAAAUGAAUUUGACCAAACUAGGUAAAGAGCCUCUUGUUGAAGCCCUGAAGGUUGGAGAAAUUGGCAAAGAAGGUUGCAGGCCCCGGGCCUUCUGUCUGGCCGACAGCGAGGAGGAGUCCUCCAGCGCUGGCUCCUCCGAUGAGGACGACGCCCCCGAGCCCAGCGCAAGUGACAAGCAGCUCCUCCCAGGGGCGGAAGGGUACGUUGGAGGCCAUCGAACGAGCAAGAUUAUGCGGUUUGUGGAUAAAAUUACCAAGUCAAAAUAUUUCCAAAAGGCAACAGAGACAGAGUUCAUUAAAAAGAAGAUUGAAGAGGUCUCCAACACGCCCCUGUUGCUCACUGUGGAAGUACAGGAAUGCAGAGGAACCUUAGCAGUCAAUAUCCCACCACCCCCGACGGACCGAGUGUGGUAUGGCUUCCGGAAGCCACCAUAUGUGGAACUAAAAGCUCGCCCAAAACUUGGGGAGAGAGAGGUGACCCUGGUUCAUGUGACGGACUGGAUAGAAAAGAAGCUGGAGCAAGAGUUUCAGAAAGUUUUUGUCAUGCCAAACAUGGACGAUGUUUAUAUCCCUGUAAUGCAUUCAGCCAUGGACCCUCGCUCGACUUCCUGCCUCCUGAAAGACCCACCUCCAGAGGCUGCUCAUCAGCUGUGAGGAGUGGUGAGGGGCGCUCCCAGCAUUAUGAGACCAGGUUGGAGCGUGGGUUCUCGGCCACCAUCUGUGCUCUAGUGCCGGCCUCCACUCGUGCCACAGCUGCCGUCUCUCAAGAACUACUUCUGCCUCUGCCUGCUGGUGCCCAUGCCACUGUGAGGUGUCACCCCGGCAUCCAGGGAAGGUGUCUGGACUGCCUGCUGCACAGCUUUGACCUGGCAGAGGAGACCAGAAGAAUCAUCAUGGUGACCCACACCACGGCUUCUUCACAUCUGCCGGUGUGUAAGGCCGCAGAUGAGCACAUGAGGAGCAAAGCUGCACACCCGGAAGCCUCCCGGGCCUCAACUCCUCCAAAGCUUUCUUUGGCAGCCAGUGUGCAGCAGAACACAAGCAUGCCCUCCACACCCCCAGAGGUUGGUGUGCCUGUAGGCAGGACCCUGUGAGCCUUUCCUGGGUGAUGAAGAGGUGGGCAUAGCAACUUACUUUCCACGCUGUGUAUUUGGAAGCAAGUAGCUACAGAACACACUAAUAGCCAGAGCAGGGAUCGGGGCUGUAGGAGAACAUCAGGCAGAGCGAGAUAGAACCACCCCAGGUCUUUCACAGUGAGGUCGGCAGGCUUUCUCGUGAGGUCCUGAGACAGACAAGGCACCUGCCGGGGCUGCCCCUGAGCAGGCAGGUGGGCCCAGGGCAUCUUUGGGUCAUGAGUGCCCCAACAUAGGCACAGUCCACUCCCUGGGCUAGUCUGGCUGGUCUGGGAGCAUUGUGGGCAGCCUCCUUGUCUGACGGCCCAAACGGAAACCUACAGUCCGGGGCGGUAAGCCCAAGUCUGCUCAACGCAACAUCCCAUCUCAGAGCUGACCUUUCUUCAAUGUUGCCAACUCCAUUCGUGCAUUUGUGUCAGAUUGUUUAGUUUACGAGGCCGAUGCCCCAAUCGCGUACCCUGCUUGCGAAGUGCCCCAACGCGACCCUCCCUCGCGUGGUCGGAGCCGCUUGGGGGUUUUCAAGCAGCACCUUGCCUGAACCUGACUUCGGAGAGAUUAAUAUAUUGGAGAAGAUAUCUGAACCCUUAUUUGGUCAUUUUAGUUGUACCAUUAAAACACUUCCCUCAAACUGA
Carlito syrichta (Philippine tarsier) is the source of this 4476-nucleotide messenger RNA. RefSeq names its product testis expressed 2 (gene TEX2). The coding region runs from base 21 to 3365 and encodes 1114 amino acids. The record is from RefSeq and is a predicted model, not a curated record. Gene Ontology annotation, cellular component: endoplasmic reticulum. NCBI's taxonomy places the organism in Eukaryota, Metazoa, Chordata, Mammalia, Primates, Tarsiidae. The transcript is spliced from 11 exons. Gene Ontology annotation, molecular function: lipid binding.